Messenger RNA from Leguminivora glycinivorella, 1497 nucleotides. RefSeq lists its product as uncharacterized. The record is from RefSeq and is a predicted model, not a curated record. The transcript has 3 exons. NCBI's taxonomy places the organism in Eukaryota, Metazoa, Arthropoda, Insecta, Lepidoptera, Tortricidae. Bases 12 to 809 code for a protein of 265 amino acids.
AACUCUCUGAUAUGCAUCUUCUAUUUUACCUUACAAUUCUACUGGGUUCCUGCUCACCAUCAAAAACUGCACAUAUCAAUGUCACAAACGCAAACACCACUAAUGAGAACGGAACAAAUGUGAUAGAAACAGUAGAAGAUAUCGAUGAUCAUAUUAAAGAAUUGAAGACGGAUGAUAAUAAUAUUGAUGAUAAAGCAGCACAAAUGAAGGCGGAUGAGAUAGAUGAGAAAGCAGCACAAAUCGAACUAUUAAGGCAAGAGAAAGAAGAUCUAUACAUGCAAAUCAACAAAGCUAUCGAUGAAGCUAUACCAGAACUAGAAAAAACUAAUGAUACAGACGCAAUAGCUGGCCUUGAAAAUUUAAAAAAAUUAAAAAAGCAGAUAAAAGAAAUACAUGAAGCUGCCAGUGACGAGGAUGUAGAUCCUAGAAACAUCACUGAUUUCAGACGAAAGAUAUCAUUGAACAUUGAUAGGAGAGGGAAAGAUGAUUGGAAGAAAAAGAAUAGUCAGACGGAGUUUUACAACAAACUGAUGAAGAGUAAAGACAAGAAGUAUACCAGCUUGCCGAGGAUACUGAACAGACAGAAGAUUGCGGAGCAGAUACAGAUAUGGCUGCUGAAACAACAGGAGGAGAAAAAGAAGAUCAGAGAAUUGAAAGUGAAAGUGACGAUGGAUUUCGAGCGCUGCCCGAACACGGGCAAGGGCAAUGAGAGGAAGAAGAAAAUAAAAGGCGGCGGCAAGAGGACCAAGUUCCACUACUUCCCGUGCUGCAGGAAGUGCUGCAAGAGAUCUUACCUGGGCUGCUUAUAAUAAAACACAUUGUUAAAAUAAGCAAAAAUAAAUUUACGUACUAAAAAAAUGUAAAUGAAAUCAACCCACUCCAGACGGUAACCACAUAUAAUCUCUCACUACUCUCAGUAUUCUUAUAGAGGAAGAAGACAGUAAAAGGCGGCGGCAAGAGGGUUAAGUUCCUACUUCCCGUGCUGCGGGAAGUACUGCAAGAGAUCUUACUUAGGCUGCUUAUAAUAAAACACAAUGUUAAAAUAAGCAAAAAUAAAUUUACGUACUAAAAAAAAUGUAAAUGAAAGUCAACCCAUUCCAGACGGUAACCAUUUUCAAUCUCUCACUACUCUCAGUAUUCUUAUAGAAGAAAGAAGGAAGUAAAAGGCGGCGGCAAGAGGGUUAAGUUCCACUACUUCCCGUGCUGCAGGAAAUGCUGCAAGAGAUCUUACUUAGGCUGCUUAUAAUAAAACACAUUGUUAAAAUAAAAAAAUAAGGAAACAUUUAUUUUCCAAAAAAGUCAACCCACUCCAGACGGUAACCAUUUAUAAUCUCUCACUACUCUCAGUAUUCUUAUAGAGGAAGAAGGAAGUAAAAGGCGGCGGCAAGAGGGUUAAGUUCCACUACUUCCCGUGCUGCAGGAAAUGCUGCAAGAGAUCUUACCUGGGCUGCUUAUAAUAAAACACAAUGUUAAAAUAAGCAAAAAUAAAUUAACGUA